This is a messenger RNA of Astrephomene gubernaculifera, 1333 nucleotides long. The record is from the annotation of a GenBank genome assembly. Lineage: Eukaryota; Viridiplantae; Chlorophyta; Chlorophyceae; Chlamydomonadales; Astrephomenaceae.
GGUGCGGCAGCCGCCGCGGCCCUGGAUAGCCCGCCCCGUAAGAAGCCCAAGUGGGCUCAGCCGGUGGUGCGGCCGGAGAACGAGCGGGUGCGGAGUCUGAGGUCCAGCAAGCCGCCACCGGCUCCGAAACCGCCCGGCACAGGUGUUGCUGCUGCUGGUGAGGACAAAGACGGCAGAAGGUCAAAGAGCAGCAAGAAGGGGUCGUCAUCCAAGUCAGGUGACAAGCGCGACCGGCGGGAUCGUCACGGUGGCGGCAGCAGCAAGGCCAAAGCAGAGCGGGAGGGAGAGGAGGGUAUGCAGGGCGAAGAGGAGCGUGCGGAUGGAGAGGACGACGGCGCUGACGGAGCAGCAGCAGGGCGGAAGCGAAGGAGCCGGUCGUGUGGCGCGGAGGGAGAGGGCUCACCGUCCCGCGGGUCGGGAGCGUCUGGAUCUGAUAACGACGCAUCAACGGGGGGAUCAUCUGGGUCAGAUUCGCAAUCUGGGUCGGAAACGGAAUCUGGGUCGGAGUCGGACGCGGACGAUCCAGCCAGCUUGGUUCGCAAUGUGGAGGAGGGAGCUGCGCAGGAGGCGAUUGCGGAGGUGUCCGGUAUGUGGGAGUUCGCCGCCGUACUGGAGUUCCUGUCCACCUUCCGAGGUGUCCUCUGCGGCACCGCACCCCCACCCGCCACCUCCACCGCAACCGCCAACAACCGCAACCGCUCCGCUGCAACCACCACCCACAAUAACCGCAGCGGUGGCAGUGCUGCUGCUGCUGCCGCCGGGGACGGUGACGGCUGCGGCGUGUUGUGCGGUGUGCUGAGUGAGGGGUGCUGGUCGGGGGAGAUGCUGGCGGACGAGUUGGUGCGGGGGGUGGGGGCGCCGGGCAGCAUGCUGAGCCGACUACACUGGGGGCUGCUGCAGGGCGUCACCCGGCGCUCCUCCCGCCUGGAUGCCGAGUCCUCCUGGCCCUCCGUGCUGUCGCACCGCCUGGCGUCCGAGUACCGCUGGCUGCACCCGGGGCGCCACCCGCGCGACUACUACCGACCCCUGCCGCCGCUGCCAACCACCGGGGUGCAGCAGCAGCAGCAGGGGCCACAGGGGACGAAGCCGGAGGAGAAGGAGGGGAAGCAGGAGGCGACGAAGCAGGGGGAAGAGGAGGAGGAGCGGAAGCAGCAGCAGGCACCGAAGCAAGAGGAGGAGGAGGAGCAGCAGCCGAAGCAGAAAUCCCAGUCCGUGGAAGCUGAUGGUGGUGGCGGUGGAGGCGGUGAUGACAAGGGUGGCACUGCAACAGGGGAAGAAGAGCAGCCGAAGCAGGAGCAGCAGGAGGGGGAUCCGGAGCGGCCGGUCAAGGAGG